Molecule: messenger RNA, 1302 nt
Organism: Macrosiphum euphorbiae (potato aphid)
Lineage: Eukaryota; Metazoa; Arthropoda; Insecta; Hemiptera; Aphididae
Source: the annotation of a GenBank genome assembly
AUGAGAGGACAGAACAGUGGACUUCAAGCUCUAAUUAAAGAAAAAUGUCCAUCAGCCACUUAUAUUUGGUGCACUGCUCAUAGACUAAAUUUAAUAGUAGUUAAAGCAGUAAGUAGUAGUUUGGACGCUGUAGAUUUAUUCGGAAAUAUGGAGACAUUGUAUAAUUUUAUUUGUGGUAGUAAGAAACGAGUUGCUUACUAUGAAAAAGUACAAAAUGAAUAUUCGACAGGACAAAGAGGACGUCGAUUGAAAAGAGUUUCCACAACUAGAUGGACUUCUCAAGAUCAAGCUCUUCAAGCUAUUUUAGAAACGUUUGGCUCUGUGAUUGAUACACUGGAAUAUUCAAGAAAUACUGAAGGCCGCGAGGAUCAAUGUGUUGGUCAUAUGGCUGGAUGCCUAUUAAAUUAUCUUUUGUCUAAACGAUUUAUAAUGACUGCAAUGUGGUUCCAAAAGAUAUUCAAUGUAUUGUCACCUCUAAGUACCUUAUUACAAACUAGAGAUUUAGAUAUUUUAGCAGGAGUUAAUUCUAUAAAUGAUGCUAAAAAUUUAAUACAAGAACUCAGAAAAAAUGAUUCUAUUAUGGAAUACUUAAUCAAGGAAGUCAAUAUUUUCAUAAAAGAAAAUGAUGGUUUUGAAUUUUCUGAAUUUAAAACCACCCGCAUAAGAAGAAAGAAAAAAAUGUCGAAUGAAGAAAAUGUUGAUGAAUGUAUCAAAGACCCCAUUGAGAAAUUUAAAGUAGAAACUGUCUUAGGUUCCUUAGAUAUAAUACUUAGUAAUCUUAAUCAGUAUUUUAAUGAUACCACAAUUGGAGUUAUGAAAGAUUUGGCACUUUUCAUGUUUUGCAAAGUUUACGGAACGUUUGUUGAUCAAGAAACAUUAAAAGCAGAGUUCCUUAAAUUUUGUAAUGUGUAUGAAUUAUUUGAGAAAACAACUAUUCUACCUGAACAUUUUCACGUUUCUGACAAAAGUGAUACAGAAAGCAUUAGUUCAUUUGAAGAGGAGACUGAUCAAGAACAGGAAUUUGAGUUACCUAAGCGCAAGCAAAUAAAUCCAAUAAAUAUCGGUAGCUUGAAAACUAUUUUCAAAGUGUUCCAAAAUGGUGGUUUGGGAAAUACAUUUCCAUCACUAGAUGAAUCAUCUAUGAAUCAACAAUUCCAUUAUCUAGUGCUUCUACAGAAAGCUAGAUUGGAAGACCUUAUGGUCAUAAGUUGUGAACAAGAUAUUGUUGAUGAAAUGGAUCAUGAAGAAAUUCUCCACAAGUUUGCAGCCAAUAGCAUUACAUUAACAAAAUAUUUAAUUUAA